Molecule: messenger RNA, 1625 nt
Organism: Ectocarpus siliculosus
Lineage: Eukaryota; Phaeophyceae; Ectocarpales; Ectocarpaceae
Source: the annotation of a GenBank genome assembly
AUGGGCGGUCCUGAUAACAUCGACAGGAGCAGCAUCAGCAGCAGCGGAGGGAUGUCUAACCACGACAUGCCUCUACCCUCCUCUGGGCCGAACGGGGACAUUCACAAGCGAGUCACGCGGGCGUCUGCUGCUUCCGCCGCCGCUGGGUCUCAAGCCAACAACGGGAGCAGCUCGGCGACAGGGAAAGCCCCGUCCUCCUCCGCCUACUCCGCCGCGGACACAAACGGAAACUCGUGCUCGCAGGACGCACAAAGACGACAAAAACCACCAACGUUGUCGGCGUCGACCUCGUCGUCGUCGUCGGCGUCGUCGUCGUCUCCAAAACCCGCCCACCACCACCACCCCAACUCCAAGUGGACAUGGGCCGGCUACCUCCUCCUCCUUGCGGUGACCAAGUACACCCUGCCGGACGAGCUGCACACCUCCGCCCCGAGCCUGAAGCACGUCUGGUUCUACGGCUGGGUGACCGCCCUCAGCACGGGGGUCGGCGCCGCGCCGCUGAUCCUCACCCACGACCUCGGCAAGGCCAUGCUGGCGUACGGCAACGCGAUCGCGGCCGGCAUGAUGCUGAGCGCGAGUUUCAGCCUGGUGUCGGAGGGGGCGACGGUGGUUGAGCCGGACGGGUUCACGGCCGAGUGGUCGGCGGUGUUCGCCGCGUUCCUGGGGGCCCCGUGGGCGAGGGUGGUGCUGGGGGUGGUGGCGGGGCUUGUCUUCAUCCUCUCCACCAAGAAGGUUUUGGAUAACUACGAGGACAUUAAGCUGGGCGAGCUGCACGGAAUGGACGCGAAAAAGGUGCUCUUGAUCGUGUUCGUGAUGACGCUGCACUCAUUCUCAGAGGGCGUGGGGAUCGGGGUCUCGUUCGGGGGCGACGGGGGUGCACGGCUGGGAUUCCUGAUCUCGGCGACCCUUGCGGUGCACAACGUGCCCGAGGGGCUGGCGGUGGCCCUGGUGCUCCAUCCCCGCGGAGUUUCCAAGCUCAACACGGGGCUGUGGUGUGUAUUCACCUCGCUACCGCAGCCGCUCAUGGCGGUCCCAGCGUUCUUGUUCGUAGGACAGUUCAUGCCAUUCUUGCCGAUCGGGCUUGGCUUCGCGGCGGGGGCGAUGUUCUGGGUAGCUUGUUUCGAGUUGUUUUUGGAGGCCGUUGAGGACUCGUCCGUCAUCAAGGCGUCCAUCACCACGGGCUUGUCUUUCGCGGUCAUGCUGUGCGCGCACAGCUACUUCGAGCACGAGGCGUGAGCGUAGAAAAAAAGAAAUGGCGGUCCAUCGAUAUAUCGAUCUAUCGGCCGGUGUUUGUGGUCUACUUCGCUUUUGAAGCAGCUCCCGCCAUGUUCCACACCACUCACUGCAUCGGGCGGCCUUUUUUUGUUGUUAAAAGUGGCGUGUGGUUUGAUCCACGGCAUCGGGCGCGUCGUACCAUACCGGCCGGCGGGCAAAGAGCAGCCGCUGGGAAGGAGUCAACCCGUGAGCGAGCAUCGUCGUGGCCACCACGAGCUGCUGCUGCUGCUGCCUGGUCAAUCGGACACGUCCCGCAUUUGACGAAGGUCGCUAAGAGGCUGUGGGUGAAUAGUGUCAUCUGUCCGGUCGAAAUUUCCAGAAUCGUUCCUGAAUCCUUUUCACUUUGUCGU